AUGGCGUAUGUCAAUGCGUAUCAACCCCCUCCUCCCGCGAAACCUGCUUACGGACUUCAUGGUCCCGUCCCCUAUGACAUCAACGUCGCCUUUCCGCUCGACUUUACUCAGCUGGAGACCUCGCGUCUGAAGCUAACGCCGUUCAUCCCUUCCAUUCACGCUGCAAAAUAUCAUGCAGCAAUCUCAGACCCCGUGCACUUCUAUCGUUACUAUCCCUUUUCCAGCAUAGAAGAUCCAGAGUCGUAUCUGCUGUUCAUGGACGCCUUCGUGCGCCAGAACCCGUACAGUGUCCUCCUCGCAGUCAUCGACAGGACAACCCCAGACCCGGACUAUCCGGAGUGGGGAGGGAAGCUUGCAGGGACAAUUGGACUCCUCAAUUAUUCACCAACGAACCUAUCCGUGGAGGCUGGGGUUCUGUGUAUCCUGCCCGAAUUUCAGCGUACACAUGUCGCAACGCAUGCAGUAGGAACACUCCUCAAGUACUGUUUCACAAUGCCCUGUGCAUCCCAGUCUGAAUCUGGGUUGGGGUUGAGGAGAGUAUAUUGGUAUACACAUACGGAUAACGAGCCAUCCCUGAAACUUGCUGCUCGUAUGGGGCUCAAACGCGAAGGAACUUUGAGAUGGGCGUGGGUGUUGCCCGUCGGGAAGGAACUUGGGAAGACACCUAGGACAACCGACCUGUUGGCAGGACUUGGGAGAGACAGUGCAAUUAUGGCUAUGUCAUGGGAGGACUGGGAGGACGGAGCAAGAGAAAUUAUAACGACACAAGUGGCUCGGAUGGAAUGA
Suillus subalutaceus is the source of this 786-nucleotide messenger RNA. RefSeq names its product acyl-CoA N-acyltransferase. The coding region runs from base 1 to 786 and encodes 261 amino acids. The record is from RefSeq and is a predicted model, not a curated record. Lineage: Eukaryota; Fungi; Basidiomycota; Agaricomycetes; Boletales; Suillaceae. Gene Ontology annotation, molecular function: protein-N-terminal-alanine acetyltransferase activity; protein N-terminal-serine acetyltransferase activity. The transcript has a single exon.